Molecule: messenger RNA, 1551 nt
Organism: Penicillium argentinense
Lineage: Eukaryota; Fungi; Ascomycota; Eurotiomycetes; Eurotiales; Aspergillaceae
Product: putative aromatic-L-amino-acid decarboxylase
Exons: 3
Coding region: 1-1551 (516 amino acids)
Biological process (GO): amino acid metabolic process
Molecular function (GO): carboxy-lyase activity; pyridoxal phosphate binding
Source: RefSeq, a predicted model, not a curated record
AUGGAUCAAUCACAAUUCCGAGCUGCAGCUCACUCUGCCAUAGAUGACAUCAUCAACCACUUCGAUUCCAUGCCCGAACAAAGAGUUCUCCCGACCGUGGAGCCAGGCUAUCUGCGUUCGUUGGUACCAGAGAAUCCUCCCAAUGAGCCUGAAGAAUGGGCGACUAUCCAGAAGGAUAUCGAUUCGAAGAUUAAGCCAGGUUUGACGCAUUGGCAGUCCCCAAAUUUCAUGGCGUAUUUCCCAGCCGGUGUGACGUACCCCAGUAUCCUGGGCGAGAUGUACUCGGCAACAUUCAAUGCUCCCGCUUUCAACUGGCUUUGCUCUCCAGCAUGCACAGAACUAGAAACCAUCGUCAUGGACUGGAUGGCCAAGGCUCUAGGAAUGCCAGAUUGCUUCUUGAGCUCUUCAAAGGGAGGCGGUGUCAUCCAGAACAGUGCCAGUGAUGCGAUUGCUACUGUCAUCACCGCUGCUCGCGAGCGAAGAGCGCGGGAACUGGCAUUGGCGGAUGGGAUGAAGGAGGGCACUCCCGAGUACGAAGACCGGAAAAUCGAGCACCAGGGAAAAUUUGUGGCGAUCGCCAGCGACCAAACGCACAGCAGUGCUGCCAAAGGUGCUCUAAUUGCCGGUACUCGUUUCCGUGCCGUCCAGACUCAGCUAGCAGAUAACAUGGAGAUGACUGCUCCCCGUCUGCGAAAGGUAUUGGAAAAGUGCGAGAAGGACGGUCUAAUUCCUUACCAUCUGACUAUGACCCUCGGGACUACCAACUCCUGCAGCAUGGAUCGGUAUGCUGAGAUCACGGCUCUCUUGCGAGAGAAACCGGAGUGGCAACGGAUUUGGGUUCACGUCGAUGGUGCUUAUGCCGGUGCAUCUCUCAUCACAGAAGAAUGCCAGUAUAUUGCGAAGGAUUUCGGGGAGGGUGUUGAUAGUUUCAACAUGAACAUGCACAAGUGGCUGCUGGUUAACUUUGAUGCAAGCGUUCUCUUCAUCCGAAACCGCGUCGAUCUUACCAAUGCAUUUGACAUGACGCCCACUUAUCUUCGCAAUGCAUACUCUGAUUCGGGCACCGUGGUUGAUUACCGUAAUUGGUCUUUCUCUCUCGGCCGCCGGUUCCGAGCCCUCAAGAUUUGGUUUGUUAUGCGCAGCUACGGCCUGAACGGCAUGAAGGCCUAUAUUCGCAAGACCAUGGGUCUCGGUGAUAUAUUCGCGGACCUUGUUCGGGGUCGACCGGAUUUGUUUGAGAUUGUCACUAAGCCAGCAUUUUGCUUGACUGUCUUCCGAGUGAAGAACCCGCAGGUGCCAGUUCAUGGUGUCAAUGGAUCAGCCGGCACAGCUUCUGUGAGUAAACGAGAUGAAACCUCCGACUCUCUGACGAAGAAGGUGUAUGAACUGGUCAACUCCCGUGGUGAGAUCUUCAUCACUUCUACUGUCAUUGAUGGGGUCUAUGUUAUUCGGGUUGUGAGCUCCAACCCUAUGGCCGAGGAAAAGUAUGUUCGAAACGCCUUUGACAUCAUGGUCCGUACCGCCGAGGAGGUGCGGCAGCAGCAGGAUUAG